AUGGCUACAACCCUCAACGAUCUGCCGGAUGUGAUUUUGUCAAUCAUUUUUACAUCAGUCUCCGACGCGCGAGCCCGAAACUCGCUUUCUCUGGUUAACAGGAAAUUCUUAGCUCUGGAGAGAUCCACCCGCACCUCCCUCACGCUCCGUGGCAACGCGCGUGAUAUCUACAUGAUCCCUACCUGUUUCAGAUCGGUGACUCAACUUGAUCUCUCUCUGCUCUCUCCUUGGGGCCAUUCUGAUCUCCUAUCCUCUGCCUCUUCCGACCUCCUCGCCCACGCCCUUCGUUUGGCCUUCCCUUUAGUGACCUCCCUCACCGUUUAUGCUCGAUCUCCGUCCACGCUUCACAUCCUCCUCCCUCAGUGGCCGCGACUGAACCAUGUCAAGCUCAUCCGUUGGCAUCAACGCUCCCCGUCCUCUCAUCUUGGAAAUGAUUUAGUCCCUUUGUUUGAACACUGUCAGGCCCUCACUAGCAUCGACCUUUCCAGUUUUUAUUACUGGACUGAGGAUAUCCCUGCGGUUUUGCAAGCCUAUCCCUCUGUGUCCAAGGCCUUGACAUCCUUGGAUCUCUUGACUGUUUCUAUAACGGAUGGUUUUAAGUCUGGGGAGAUUCAGGAAAUCACUGCAGCUUGUACUAGUCUAACCAAGUUUCUUCUUGUUUGUAUUUUCGAUCCAAGUUACAUUGGAUGCGUUGGUGACGAGACCUUGCGAGCUAUUGCUGCUAACUGCCCUAAAUUAAGGGUUUUGCAUCUUGUUGAUAGGGCAUCCUUGGGGAACACUAGAGGGGAACCUGAAGAUGAUGGGUACACAAAGGAGGAUGCAAGGAUUAGUAAAGUGGGGUUGGUGGAUUUUUUUGCUGGCCUUCCUCUUUUACAAGAAUUGGUUCUAGAUGUUUGCCAGAAUGUAAGGGAUAGUGCUGUGGCUUUGGAAGCACUUCAUUCGAAAUGUCCUGCGUUGAAGCUGCUUAAACUGGGGCAGUUUCAUGGGAUUUGUAUGGCCGUUGACUCGCAGCUUGAUGGGGUUGCUUUGUGUUCUGGCCUGGAGUCCUUGUCUAUAAAAAAUUCAGCAGAUUUGACGGACAUGGGGUUGAUCGAGAUUGGAAGAGGAUGCUGUAAAUUGGCAAAGUUUGAAGUCGAGGGAUGCAAGAAGAUUACAAUGAAGGGAAUGAGGACAAUGGCUUCAUUGCUCCAUAAGACUCUGAUUGAGGUCAAGAUUUCUUGUUGCAAGAGCAUUAAUGCUGUAGAGUCUUUGCGAUCUCUGGAGCCUAUUCAGGAUCGGAUUGAAAAACUACACAUUGAUUGUAUCUGGGACGGUUUGGAAGAGGAUUUUGGUAUCUUCAGCUUUGAGCUCGACGACGACCUAUGUCGAAGUGUCGAGCAUGAGUAUGCUAGCAAAAAGAAGAAAUGCAAGCAUUCUUCGCAUCCUGAUUCUUCCUCCUGUAUGCAAAGCAACGGAAAUGGAAUUUUUAGCAAGUCCUGGGACAGGCUCAAAUACCUUUCUUUAUGGAUUGGUGUUGGUGAGCUUUUGACGCCGUUGACAAUGGCUGGCCUUGAUGAUUGUCCUAAUUUGGAGGAAAUUAGGAUAAAGGUUGAAGGAGACUGCAGAAGUGGGCACAAACCAUCACAGCGUGAAUUUGGAUUGAGCUGCCUUGCUAGUUAUCCUCGACUGUCAAAGAUGCAGUUGGAUUGUAGUGAUACAAUAGGGUUUGCAUUAACUGCACCAUCUGGGCAAAUGGAUUUGAGCCUUUGGGAGAGGUUUUUCUUGAAUGGGAUCGGGAAUUUAAGCCUUUAUGAGCUCGAUUAUUGGCCACCACAAGAUCGGGAUGUCAACCAAAGGAGUCUGUCACUUCCAGGUGCUGGGUUACUUGCAGAAUGUCUCUCAAUGAGGAAGCUUUUCAUACAUGGAACAGCUCAUGAGCAUUUCAUGAUGUUCCUCCUAAGAAUCCCCAAUCUGAGAGACGUGCAGUUGAGGGAAGACUAUUAUCCAGCUCCAGAGAAUGACACGUGCACAGAGAUGAGAGUUGGCUCAUGCAGUCGUUUUGAACAUGCAUUGAAUAGGCGUCAGAUCCUCGAUUGA
This is a messenger RNA of Dovyalis caffra, 2076 nucleotides long. The record is from the annotation of a GenBank genome assembly. NCBI's taxonomy places the organism in Eukaryota, Viridiplantae, Streptophyta, Magnoliopsida, Malpighiales, Salicaceae.